GAGGAAUUGAAGACUUCAUUGAAAGAUUUACAAGAAAAACUCAAGAGCUUUAAAGAAAUAAAGCAAACAUUUGAUGAUGCAUCACACCACAUUAAGGCUCAGACUCAGCAGACCGUGAGAUGCUUGCAGGAGGAGUUUGAGCGGCUUCAUCAGUUUCUGCGAGAUGAAGAGAUGAUCAGAAUAUCUGCACUGAAAGAGGACGAGAAUCAGAAGAGUCAGAUGAUGAAGGAGAAGAUUGAACAAAUAGACAGAGAGAUCGAAUCUCUUUCAAACAAUAUUGGAACCUUAAAAAAUGAUUUAGACGCUGCCGACAUGCCCUUUCUACAAAACUUCAAGUUCUCAAAAGAAAGAGCCCAGAUCACACUGAAGGCUCCAGUGAUGCCUGCUGGAGCCUUGAUGAAUGUGGGAAAAUACUUGGGGAACCUGAAGUUUGAAGUCUGGAAGAAGAUGAUGCAGAUAGUUCAACUCAGUGGGUUUUACAUUCAUCUGUUUCAGUUAUGGGACUUUUCAUUCACAGUCACAAUGAAAAUAUUUCAUAAGUCCAGACAAAGUCUUAAUGGCAAUACUAGGCUUAAGCUCUAUUUAACCAUUCUCACUAAAUAAUGUA
Messenger RNA from Sinocyclocheilus anshuiensis, 607 nucleotides. RefSeq names its product tripartite motif-containing protein 35-like. The transcript has 4 exons. The record is from RefSeq and is a predicted model, not a curated record. Lineage: Eukaryota; Metazoa; Chordata; Actinopteri; Cypriniformes; Cyprinidae. The annotation marks the transcript as partial.